Messenger RNA from Brugia malayi, 870 nucleotides. Its product is annotated as Nematode cuticle collagen N-terminal domain containing protein. The transcript is spliced from 4 exons. The record is from RefSeq and is a predicted model, not a curated record. Gene Ontology annotation, molecular function: structural constituent of cuticle. Bases 1 to 870 code for a protein of 289 amino acids. Lineage: Eukaryota; Metazoa; Nematoda; Chromadorea; Rhabditida; Onchocercidae.
AUGGUUGAUUCUGAUGAUCCGAAACAGCUUCUCAUUGAGGCAGAAAGCAUGAAAAAGCUUGCCUUUUGCGGUGUUGCUGUUUCUACCGUAGCUACUCUGGUAGCAAUUAUUUGCGUACCAAUGCUCUGCACCUACAUGCAAAAUGUGCAGUCUAACUUGCAAGAUGAGAUUAGCUUCUGCAGGACACGCGCAAUUGGAUUACGAGGAGAAUUCACCAAACUCGAAUCAUCGCGUUCAGCACUGAAAAAAGAAAGACAAAAGAGGCAGGCAGUAUUCCAAUGUUGCAGUUGCGGUAUUGGUCCUGUUGGUCCACCAGGCCCACCUGGACAAGAUGGUGACGAUGGCCGAGAUGGCCCACCUGGCAAGCCCGGGAUGCCAGGUCAGGAUGCUCAAGAAACCCAACUACCAACUGAACGAGACUGGUGUUUCAAUUGUCCUGCAGGACCACCAGGUCCACGAGGUAAACCAGGACCAAAAGGACAGAGAGGAUUGCCGGGAGACAAAGGUUCUAGCGGACAGCCUGGUGAACCGGGUCCUGUGGGACCACAAGGGCCAAGAGGACCGAAUGGACCUCGAGGAAAUCCAGGCCCAGCUGGCGAACCAGGAAAACCGGGUGUACAGACUGAGGUGCCUGGACCACCAGGACCACCUGGCCCACCAGGACCACAAGGACCACCAGGUGAGCAAGGUCCAGCUGGGCGAGAUGGCAAUCCCGGACGACCAGGACCACGUGGACCACCAGGUCAGAACGGCAAAGAUGGUCCUCCAGGACAUGAUGGUCCAAAUGGUGAUCAAGGAGAAGCAGGUCCCGAUGGACCAAAAGGCAGUUGUGACCAUUGUCCACCUCCCAGAACAGCUCCAGGCUAUUAA